Messenger RNA from Monomorium pharaonis (pharaoh ant), 3578 nucleotides. It is a transcript of the gene mus301, whose product is annotated as helicase POLQ-like. The record is from RefSeq and is a predicted model, not a curated record. Bases 167 to 3337 code for a protein of 1056 amino acids. The transcript is spliced from 15 exons. Gene Ontology annotation, molecular function: ATP binding; nucleic acid binding. Lineage: Eukaryota; Metazoa; Arthropoda; Insecta; Hymenoptera; Formicidae.
AUCGCUACGAGACUCGAGUGAUCGAUGUCGCGAGAUUUUCGCACAGUGAAUAUGAACCGAUCAGCUGUUUGAUCAAGAGGAAUUGUUUUCAAUUCCAUUCAAUCUGGAGACUAUCCGAUGCUCUUGUAAGAUAUAAAAAUUCACUCUUUCAGAAUUGAUUUGCCAGAUGGAAGAUGCCGAUAAAGAGAACUGCAAAAUAUCUUUGAAGAAUGGUGAGUCGAAGUUGCCAUACGCCGUUGAAUCUCUGUUGAUGCUGGAUAACACGUUACUGUGCAACAUAGAACCUGACAAUGGAUUGCACAUCUCUUCAGAAACAACCAAGCCUAUCCAAGAAUUCAAUGAAUCGUCAGUACAAGCUUUCAAAAAACAGGAGGCAAGCAAAGCAACAACUAGUGUCAAAGUAUUCCCCAACGUAAACGAAUGGCAAGACAAAACCUUAAUGAAUCAAAUAUUUGCUCAAUUUGAUUCGCAAACAGAGGAGGAGAUUGCUCCAGAAAGUUGCAAUAACAUCAGUAGUUUUGAUAUGUUUGAUACAUUUUACAAAGAGGAUCCGAACUCUGAAUUAGUCAAUAUAGAUCAUAAUACUGAGGAAACAUCCUUAGAUCAAUUACAUAAAAAUACUUUACACCAAGAUGUUUUGAUGAGUAAUGCAUCGUGUUUGCAUAUCACAAACUUUGGUGAUUAUACCUUGGAAGAGAGCGUUUUUAAAAGAGAUAACACAGUUGGUUCACCAAUUUUAAAAACCAAGUCUAGAACUUUAAAUGAGUGUAAAAUAUUUAAAAAAAGAUUACGUUUAAAUGACGAUGAAUCAGUGUCCAAGGAGAUGGAAAAGAAAACAAAUUGUCUUUCAUUUUACGGUUUAUCAGACACUGUGAAAAAAUUGAUACAAGAAAUUAAAGGAAUUUGUGAAUUAUAUCAAUGGCAAGAUGAAUGCUUAAAACUGGCUAUUAGAACCAAGAAGAAUUUAAUUUAUGCUCUGCCAACGAGUGGUGGCAAAACCUUGGUCGCAGAGAUAUUAAUGUUGAGAGAGAUUAUUUGUAACAAAAAGAAUGCUAUUUUUAUACUUCCAUAUGUGGCUUUGGUACAGGAAAAGGUUCAAUCAAUGGCUGUACUAGCAUUAAAAUUAGGUUUCUUAAUCGAGGAAUAUGCUGGUACCAAAGGACGUUAUCCGCCAAUCAAACGGCGAAGAAAAAACAGCAUUUACAUAUGUACCAUAGAGAAAGCAUUAGGACUUGUAAAUAGUUUAAUAGAAACAAAACGUUUAACCGAGGUUGGUAUUAUAGUUGUUGAUGAAUUACAUCUGCUUGGAGAAUCUGGAGGAAGAGGAGCCACGUUAGAAGUGCUUCUUACAAAGAUAAUGUUCUUCAGUGAUAUAAUACGUUUGAUCGGAAUGAGCGCGACGAUAGGUAACUUAAAGGAAAUCGCACAAUUUCUUAACGCAGACACUUACACUCAAAACUUUCGACCAGUUAAAAUAACGGAAUACGUGAAAUGUGAGAAUGAUAUCUGGAUAGUCGACUUAAAUAGUGAUGAAAUAUUAGUUGAUAUGAGCGUUAAUGAUUACAAGUAUACAGAUAAUAUAGCUAUGUUGGAUCCAGAUAGAAUUGGAGGCUUAAUAAUGGAAGUCAUACCAAAUGAUUCAUGCCUUAUAUUCUGCUCAAGUCGUAAAAAUUGUGAAAAUGUGGCUUUAUUGUUAACCAAAAUCUUGCCUAAGACUUUGUAUGAUCACAAACUAAAUGAAAAAAAAACCUUAUUAAAUGCCCUUAAGACUGAAGAAGGAUUAUGUCCCAUUCUGCAGAAAACUAUCAAACUAGGCAUAGCCUAUCAUCAUUCUGGUCUUACGUCUGAAGAAAGGCGUUUGUUAGAGGGUGCCUUUAGAGAAACUACUAUAUGUGUAAUAUGUUGCACAUCGACUUUAGCGGCUGGUGUCAAUUUGCCAGCAAGAAGGGUGAUCCUACGUAGUCCUUACGUUGGAAAUCAGUUCUUGAAUUUGAGUAGAUACAAACAAAUGAUAGGUCGGGCUGGUCGCGCUGGUAUGGGAGUUUUAGGAGAAAGUAUACUUAUCUGUAGAAAAUCGGAAAUCAAUAAAGUAAAAAAUUUGUUGACUUCUCAGAUGGACGACUCACUGAGUAGUUUAUAUGUAGAAAACGACAAGGGACUUAACAAUUUGAUUCUAAGUACAAUACAAUUAAACAUGGCAUCGACUAGAUCUGAAUUGCAUAAAUUGACAGCUACGACUUUACUCAGUAUUCAACAAAAUAGAAUAGGCAUUAAUCUGAAGGAAAUCACAGACGAAACGAUAACGGCGUUAUUAAAAUGUGGCGUAAUAAAAGUAAAGAGUAAAGGCAGUAAUACUGGUAGUCGUAACGUGACUGUCAUCAUUCCGUCUCAAGAAUCCACUUGUGUGAAAAAAUUGCCGAGUAAAAAGGGAGUAAAAACGGUUAUGUUUACAAGUGAAACUGAAUUUCAGCUUUGUGAUUUGGGACAAGCUGCAAUGAAAGGUAGUGACAAGAAGUUUUUAUUUAUUUUUGCUUUCAAAUGUAUAUUUCACAAUGGAUUUAUUGCAGGGCCGAUUGACUUAAAAACUGCAUAUACAUUGUAUGAGGAUUUAAAAGCAGCUCAGAAGCAUUUAAUUUUAAUCGACAAUCUUCAUCUUCUAUAUCUUGUCACACCUUAUGACAGUAUAUCUCAAAUCACUCCCAUUGGCAGUAUUUAUUAUGAUGUGAUAAUGGAGUUAACUGAAAGUCAAAUGCAAGUUGCUAGGCUUCUUGGAAUAACAGAAGCUGCGGCCAAUAAAUUACGUGAUGGUAUAAUACCCAAGUCCGUCGAGACGAGGGUAGUUCAUAGAUUUUAUGUGACGUUAAUAGUAUACGAAUUAUGGAACCAUCACACAGUUUAUUCUGUAGCCGAGAAAUAUCAAGUUAAUAGAGGUGUUAUACAAGGUCUUUUAAAUGCAGUCUCAAUGUUUGCAUCUUCUGUAGUUAGAUUUUGCCAGGAAUUACCCGAGUUUUGGGCUUUUACUGAGAUGUUAAACACAUUCAGCAAAAAGUUAUCUUAUUGUUGUCCAGCAGAACUGGAAAAGUUGAUGGAAUUGCCAUCAGUUAAAAUAGGUAGAGCUCGUCAAUUGUACAAAGCUGGCUAUAAGACUUUGCAAUCUAUAGCGAAAGCUAAUCCAAGAGAAAUAAAGGAACACAUUCCAUAUUUAAGUAAUAAAAUAGUCGCGCAAAUUAUAACCGCAGCAAAACUUUUAAUAUUGCAAAGAGCGGAGGAUUUAAAAGAUGAGUGUGAAGAUAUAUUAGACGGUAUAAAUAUAAGUCAAAUAGUAGUUGAUUUAUAAAUAUUAAUAAUAAUUAUUAAAAAUAUUUUUUCUAAACGAGAUAAGUCUCAUGAAAAAAUUAAUUUCAUAGAGACCUGACAAAAUGAUAAAUAUAAAUGAAUUAUAUCUUCUUUAGAGAAUGAAUUGAAGUUAAUUAUGUAAAUUUAAAAUUAUGAAUUAUAUAUAAAUAAUGUUUCGUAUAAUGAUAUAAUUAUGUCUGUUAAGUAUUUAUGUAAUAUUAAUAAAUUAUUUUUAAACUGAA